Messenger RNA from Pimephales promelas (fathead minnow), 1728 nucleotides. It is a transcript of the gene bcl2l12, whose product is annotated as BCL2 like 12. Lineage: Eukaryota; Metazoa; Chordata; Actinopteri; Cypriniformes; Leuciscidae. The record is from RefSeq and is a predicted model, not a curated record. Gene Ontology annotation, biological process: regulation of extrinsic apoptotic signaling pathway.
CGCACUGCGCACCACGUAAGACGGUCAUUCCGCAGGUCUUGUUGACGCGGUAGUGAAACCGGUAAGCUGAAACUUGGUUUCGACAGUGGAGUGGUAUCUAAAACAUCGAUAUGAUUAUGAAUCACCCUCAGACCUGAUUUGAUUCAGUUUGAGGUCUGGCCUACCUCUGAACUCUCCAAUAACAUCAGUCUCAACAACCAGGUCACAACUGACUCCUCGUCUGAAGUUUAGCACAGUUCGCUGCUGAGUCGCGCGUUAAUGUUUCUGUGUUUUUUUUUUGUUGUUUGUUUUUGUUUUUAGUAUCCGCGUUAUAAUAUUGACCUUGUCAGUGCGUUGUGUUGCUUUCUGUGUUCACGCGUCUUGACUCGGCUGAUUUGGACAUCGAGGUGGUGACAUAUUUGCCAGCGAUGGCAGACGUGGUGGUUAGGCCUGCAUCCCCUUCUCAGUCCAUCUCUCUUCUGGAGAUUAAAGCGGAGACGCGGAUGGUGCUGAAGUCUUUCCUGCGUCACUCGCUCUCGAUUGCUCCUGGUGAGAGGCCUGGAAGGAUUGGAGGAGAAUACAAUGACCCAAACAAAUUCAGUGCCUAUAAAAAAGAUAAGAUAAGGAAAGAUGCGAAUGGAUGGGACUCUUUGGAUGAGGAGAUCAGUGCCGCAGAGGAGAAGAAACAUGGAAUAAAAAAUUUCAUAAAACGAAGAUUGAGAGCCCGUUCAUCCACAAUCCGCCAUUCUAGGAAAGUCAGUAGCGCUGACCCAACUCCAAACAACAGCCUGGAGAAGCAGACUCAGCUGGGCAAGUCCGACAAGCCGUCGGCGAGUAGAACACAAAGUUUACCCAGGAAAACAGAGGAAGAGAUAGUCUCUCCAUCAUCUGCGUCUGACGAGGAAGGUGACAGAAAAUCAGGGAAGAAAAAGAAGAAAAAGCUUAAAUUAUCUGAGAUUCUCAAAAAAGUGUCUUUUAAAAAAGAAGAGCCUCGUCCUCGGCGCCCGGCCACGCUAUCUUUAAGAGAUGCUUCAGAUGUUCUACAACCUGAGGAUUAUCCUGCUUCACCAUCCCGUCCUCCUGAGUUUUAUGAUGAUGUGGCAGAAACUUUGGACAGAAUUGCACAGAAACACAGUGUAAAAAAGAAAUCCCCUGUUAAACCUGAGCCAAGUCCACCCAAAGUAAAUGACAAAGAAGCUGUGGUUCAGCAGCUAGUUCAGAUAUUGACUUCAGAGGGGGAUACCAUUAACAGCAAGAUAAACACCAACCCCUUCCUGCGGUCCACCCUCUCCCGCAUCUCCUACGCUUCUUUUGCCAAACUCCUUGACACGUACGCCGGUCAGAGUGAAGAACCUCCUGUUCCCGCACCGGUCAGCCCUACGCUGCGGCGUCUCGCCAUCACCAUGGACGUGUCUCGUCGAGUCGUCACAGCUACUGGUGUUCAGCGUCUCACAGGCUAUGCUGAACGCUACAUGGAAAGCUUUGCACCAUGGGUGAGGAGCCACGGAGGAUGGGAUAAAAUUGCAUAUUUGGAUGAGGUCCUGGAGUGUGAUUGACCUCAGACCUUUUCAUAAUGAACUCAUGAAAGUUCUCAAAUCAUGUAGCAUGACCUCUGUGAGGCAAAGAAGAAGACUGGGGAAUUGACACUACUUGAUUAGAAAUUUUCUCUGCUGAUGUAUUUAUUAUUCUUUUGUAUUUUGGAUGUUUUUUAUGUGACAUUUUAUACUAAAAUACAUGAUGUCAAUCUUC